UCUGCCAGGCCGCCUGCUGCUGGCUGGGUACACGCUCGCCCGUGGCCACUCACACUCCCGGCUUCACGCACGGAGCGCCCCGUGGCGCCGUUAGCGCGUGCUAGUGAGCUUGGGUGGCAAGAACCCAACCAUAUCAGCCUUCGCCCUCCCUCGCUGCACACUCGCUUUCUCUCGCCCGCCUCCCGCAAAAUCACCCGCUUCUGCUUCCACCACCACCACCACCACCACAUAUUCAUACAUCUGCUCCAACCCUCCCAUCUCUCUUCCGACCACUCAAUCCUCUACUUCUUCUCUUGUAAUCAUACAAACCGCCUUGCCAUCCUCCCUCUCCCGCCUACCUUGCGCUGCCGCCUUCCGCCCUAUCCGACGACUCACAGCUCGCACACAAUCCCGCCCCCUCCUUUGUUUUGAUCGGCCGCAUUCCACACACCGCCGUCCCGACCCAUCAUCUCACCUCCCUCCACCCCCACCAUUCAAUCCAUCAUUUUUCCAUCAUAGACUGCCAUAAUGUUUAGCUACGGUGCUCAACAACAACAUCAUGCUUCCCACCUGAACGCCCACCAGCACAACCACCACGGUGGCCGAUCACGGAGGGCUCCUCGCGUGUCGGCUGCCCACCAGCAGAAGCAGUUCCGUCAAGUGCGAACUCCCAAGGAGUUUGUGGAACCACCCACCCUUCUUGCUUUCCGCCGCGACUUCGAGGCCGCAAGGUCCUUUGAUCUCGAAGAUGAUGAGAACUUCUGCCCUUUCCACUUGCUCACCGAGGAUGAUGUAAGUGCCAUGACGCCUUUGCUGCCGCCGCAACGUCUUUGCCACUCGGCCUUGUCAUCGCAGCAACAUGCGCUGACUCAUGACGAACAGCUUCAGUCCAUCCACUCGUCUGGCUCCGAUCGCUCCUCGCUCUCGAGCGGUUCGCCAGAUCAAUCUCCUCUGCAGCACCAGCUUCAACCUACGCCUUCCUUUGUUUUGUCUUCGGCUCCUAACCCCUACACUCCCGCCAAUUUCCAGUCCAGCCAUGCGCAGACCAAACUGCACCAGCCACUAGCUCAGCGAACCCGCAAUGCCAUCCCCAUCGUUGACCCUUCGACUCGUGCUGUCGCCAGCCCACCACCAUCUGUGUCUCCCAAUCGCCAGAUGCAGCAGCAGUUCCGCCGCUGGUAGGGCCUCGCGGGCGCGAGACCGAGCGGCUCGUCCGGAUGGCAUUGCAGCGUGUUCUUCGUUACUGACUAGUGGCUACCCUCAUAUGAUCUAAUUCUUCUUCACUUCGAUAUCCUCCGGAGGAUCAUACGUCUAUACUAUCGAUUCCCCCCAUGUACAAAUCUGCGAUAUCCAUCUUAUUCGACAUGUUGGGUUUACCACUCGGAACAGGUGACGGCAUUGCAAUUACAGCAAAAACAAAAUCAUCUCGGAUACAGCGCACUAUCGGUCUCUUGUCUUCUAGCGCGUUUUACGGCAUCUCACAGCGACUUCUUGCACACAUUGGUGUUUAUCAUUUUUGGGUCUUUCGCAUCUUGGGUUUCUCCAUUCUUGACGCUUAAAGACUUUUUAUUAAAAGAAAAAUCUUGGUCUACAGACAACGGUGUUCUGUACCGGUCAGUUGUUUUACCAUUUUCAUUUGCUCACCCGGUCUUCGUGCAUCAGUCAUGGGGAUUUUAUAUGGGUAGAUUUCUUUUGUGUCGGCUCUGGCAGGUUUGGGGGUUCGGUCUAGCUGGUAUACCACAAACGGCGCGGUACAGUCUAUUGGUGUUGCAGCAAAGCAGCGGUGUUGUGUGUUUGGUCCAUGGGACGGUCGGGUCUGGGUUUCGCGGGUGCAUUGUUCUUGUCUCCACUGGAUUACUACCUGUACGGCUGCUGGGA
Molecule: messenger RNA, 1857 nt
Organism: Periconia digitata
Lineage: Eukaryota; Fungi; Ascomycota; Dothideomycetes; Pleosporales; Periconiaceae
Source: the annotation of a GenBank genome assembly